Molecule: messenger RNA, 1764 nt
Organism: Anopheles funestus (African malaria mosquito)
Lineage: Eukaryota; Metazoa; Arthropoda; Insecta; Diptera; Culicidae
Product: A disintegrin and metalloproteinase with thrombospondin motifs 9-like
Exons: 6
Coding region: 1-1764 (587 amino acids)
Biological process (GO): proteolysis; extracellular matrix organization
Cellular component (GO): extracellular matrix
Molecular function (GO): metalloendopeptidase activity
Source: RefSeq, a predicted model, not a curated record
AUGCCCCACGAUGAUGACAGCCGGUGUCAGCGAUAUCGAGGCGAUUCGUCCGGAAACAAUCGAAUCAUGUCACGCACGAUCGACCAUAACACGCAUCCCUGGCAGUGGUCCAAUUGUUCAAAACAAAUUCUGAGCGAAUACUUUGAAAAAAAUCCAGAAAACUGCUUGCUGAACCACCCAUCGACGGAUCUGAUGUCGCCAGAUACUACGCUGGCUGGGGAAAAGUUUACCAACAACAAACAGUGCGAGCUGGUGUUCGGCAAUGGUUCGAAAAUCUGUUCCUACAUGCCGACCUGCGCCCGGCUUUGGUGCAGCUGGGAGAAUGAAAUGUCCGGCUGCAAAACGCAACAUAUGCCGUGGGCUGAUGGAACCGAAUGCCAGGAGGGACACUGGUGCCAGAAAGGUCAGUGUGUCCCAAUCGAUCGGACAGCACUAAAGCCACAGAACGGAGGAUGGAGUGGGUGGAGUGCCUUCAACGUCUGUUCACGAACUUGUGGUGGAGGUGUUCAGAAACGUACCCGUGAAUGCGACUCUCCAAAGCCGAAAAAUGGUGGCAAGUUCUGCACGGGAUUACGCAUUGAGUAUCGUGCCUGCAAUACAGACGCUUGUCCGAACUCACGGUACAACUUCCGCGAGGAGCAGUGCCACGAGAUGGACGGUCAGAACUUUGAUGUGCCAACGCUCGAAUCGAAUGUCCGAUGGAUCCCAAAGUAUGGUACACCGCUGGCAGAUCAGUGCAAGUUGUUCUGCCGUGCGCAGAACAAGAGCCUGUACUUCAUGCUGCGCGAGAAAGUGAUCGACGGUACACCGUGCACGUUUCCGGAGGAUAGUUUCGAUAUGUGCAUUAACGGGCAGUGCCGCAAGGCGGGAUGCGAUUAUGUGCUAAAUUCCGACUCCAAGCUCGAUCAGUGCGGUGUAUGCAACGGGAACAAUGACACCUGCAAGGAAGUGAAGAGAACGUUUUACUACGGCAAUCAAAACAGCGUUUACAAGGUGUCGCCCGACAAAUCGAUCGAGUUUCAUAUACAGGAUGGUGCCACCAACAUUAACAUCGCACACACGGGCUACAUGAAAGAUGCAUCCUUUUUGAGUUUGAUGAGUGGAAAUGAGAUCAUCUUCAAUGACCCAAAACAUCCCACACCGCACACAAGCAAACAUCGACUGUUUGCCGGAGUGCGGCUAGAGUAUACGGUGCACGGGUCUCACGAACGCAUUACAUCCACCUACGGACGUCCGCUGAAGGAAAAGCUUACCGUACGGCAUGUACGCAAAGGGAACAGCGAUAAAACAUUCAACGGUGAGGUGAUGUACAGCUACAUGCUGCCGAUUCCUUCGCCCUUGGAGGACAGGCUCUCCAAUUCGAUACAUUCACAGCAUGAACACGAGCCUUACAAACACACGCAUUAUACGCACUAUCCGCACCACAACGCUAACAGUGUGCAGCGGCUUCAGCACACGGUAUUUGCACCCGAGUCACCGUACCGGUGGGAAAAUUCCGACUGGAUGGAUUGUGAUCAGCAGUGUACGGGCAGGCGAAGGCGUACAUCCAUCUGCAAAAACACCAACACAUGGCAGGAAGCAUCGCCGGAUAAUUGUAAUCAAUCGGCCAAACCGCAAGAUUCAUACGAGCCCUGCAACACGGAUUGCAAGUUCGAAUGGGAGUCCGGUCCGAUCGAGUGUUCGAGUGCCUGUGGCGAAGGAUACAAACAGAUCGACUAUUUGCCCGUGCAAGAACGCAACAUGGAACUAUUCGUCAUGGAAUAA